Molecule: messenger RNA, 1535 nt
Organism: Cryptococcus amylolentus CBS 6039
Lineage: Eukaryota; Fungi; Basidiomycota; Tremellomycetes; Tremellales; Cryptococcaceae
Exons: 2
Coding region: 114-1535 (473 amino acids)
Source: RefSeq, a predicted model, not a curated record
UGAAAUCUUGUUUUGUGUGAAUUUCAAUCACAUCCUUUAGCCUUUGCUUUUGCAUCUCAUUCUUCUUCCCAUUCUUCCACCAUUCUUCACCCCCAUUGCCCUUUUACUCUGCCAUGACCCAAUCCCGUCCUCUCUCCCUCCACGAGCGCUUCAGUCUCGCCAGGCGCAACGCUGGUCAACCACCCAUCCUCACCAUCGCUGCCGUCUACUCUGCCGCCGCCUCUGCUCCUACCCUCGAUUUUCUCUCACAACGCAUCGCUGAGAUCCAGGCACAUUUCCCACAGCUGUAUGCCCUAAUCCAAGAUGCCCGCUCGGCUUCGCCGAGCCAGGUUCUCAGAGAUGGCCCCUGGGAGAGCAGCGCGGUGUUGAGGACAGGGGUGUACUCGGAAGAGAAAAAUAGAGACAAGGAGCUUGCUGGGGUGCUGCUUCUUGACGGGAAGAGGAUGCUUGGAGAAGAUGUCGAAAGAGCCCCGCUCUGGCAAAUCACCGUCUACACCAGCCCCUCCAAACCAAGGGUCUACGUGUCUCUUUCUGUCGACCAUGUGCUGCUUGAUGGUCGGGGGGUGGCCAUCCUCCUCCAGGCCAUCCUCGCAAAGCACAUCGCUGGUCUGCCUUAUGAACAGCUUGAAACGACGCCAAGGGUGGAAGACACAGUCGACAUGAAGCCGACUCUGGCUUUUGCUUUGCCCCUUAUCUGGCAUCAUCUCAUCCUUCCCCGACUCCCCCUAUUUCUCCAGAGGUCCCUUACUCCCGCCAAAGCAUGGCCUGCCGACCUCAUUUCUGCUACUCCCUUGACAUCCCCUUCGGCCUUUUCACUGUUCACCUUGUCUUUGAACGAGGUAUCGCAGCUGAAAACCAUUGCCAAAGCGCAUGGCGUACCAACUCUCAAUCCCGUUAUCAAUGCCAUCUACGCCCUGGCCAUUUGGUCCAAGUACCGCUACACCCUCAGUCCCUUCCGGCUCGUGGCCAUCUCUGCUCGAUCCGAACGAGACAAUUCUCUCGGGCAUCCUCAUGCUUUGGGCAAUUAUGUCAGCUCCCACAAAAUCGAGGUAGACAUCAAACCCGGAUCAGACUUCUGGGCGGUGGCGCGGACUAUCUCGGAUCAGUUGAGCAGUCAGGAGUCCAUCUCGCAUGCGCGUAUGAGAAUGGGUAUGCUGUCACAAAUCCCUGGUGGCCUCUACACAUCCCCGACUGGGAUUCCCGACCCCCUCAGACCUACCUUGUUUGAGGACUUUCUACUCAAGGGUGCAGAAUCCGCCACACCACUCGAUACUGCGUUGGCUUUUUCCAAUCUUGGCUUUGUGCACCUUCCCGAGGGUGCGGAGGACAUGGCCUGGGCACAGGCUGCAGAUGGGUUGGGGAAUUCGGUGUUUUCGACCAACGUCAUCGGCCAUGAGGGAGGGGUCAAGGUGGGGACCAACUUCAGUGAGGGAGCAGCAGUGAGGACGGACGAGGUGGAAGGCGUGAAGGAGCUGUUCAAGGGGAUCGUGCACAAGCUCAUCGAGGGGAAGAGCAAUGUCAAUGACCUGGGAUAG